Dentiscutata erythropus is the source of this 2070-nucleotide messenger RNA. The record is from the annotation of a GenBank genome assembly. Lineage: Eukaryota; Fungi; Glomeromycota; Glomeromycetes; Diversisporales; Gigasporaceae.
AUGGCUUUGUCACGAAAAAUUACACGACUUUUCUCAAAAUUACAGAAACAAAAAUCAGAAACUCAAAAGUUGAGUAUUGAUACUUCAAUAAGUUCAAGUGACUCGAAAAUUUUCAUAGAAAUAUGUUUACAUCUUGCACCACAAGAUCUUUAUUCACUCUCGACAGUAUGCAAAUAUUUUCGAAAUAUCUUAUGGUCAACUUCAACUGCUACACAAUCCAUUUGGGAAAGAUCGAGAAUCAAAAAUUCAAGUUAUUUAAAAUUACCACCACCAUUUGAUAUGUCAGAACAAGAAUAUAUUUGGUUAACUUUAUUACCAAAAAAAUGUCAAUUUUGUUCCAAACCUUAUAAACAUUAUUUAUACAAUGUUUGGCCUUCUAGAAUUGUUGCUUGUGAAUCAUGUUUUAGAAAAAAUACUAUUCAAACCAUAAAAGACGAUCGACCAAGAUGUAUUCCUCGAGAAAUCUUUAGCUGUGUUCCUCAUACAAGAUUUUUUUAUUAUGAAAUCUUUGUAAUUUAUUGGAUUCAAGAUAUAGAACAUGCAAAAGAGGAAUAUAAUUCAUUAGAUAAAAGUCAAAGAGAAGAAUGGAUUAAAGAACGAAGAGAACAAGUUAAUAGAGCUAAAGAAAUAUUAUCUUUAUAUUUUCAACAAGACUAUCAGGAGGUAUAUAAAUGUGGUGUUUUUAAUCCUCGUCGUAUCGAAUUACAAGGAAUAUUACCACUUACAAAUAAUAUACAAGAUAGUAGUGCAUCUACUACAUCUAGUGUCAAACCGGAUUAUUUAUCAGCAAAAGACAAUGUUAAUAAUGCCAAGAAAAAACAUAAAUUUGUAAGACGUUUAAGAAAAUUUAUGACUAAUAAUUGUAAUCGUUCACGAAUAGUCCUUCUCAUAAUUUUUCUCUUAACACUUGCUGCUAUAAUAACAGUAGUUGUAAUUUUAAAUAAAAAUCCUUUUGUUUUAAUAAGACCUCUUUGUAAAUCACAAUUCGGUAUUUCAUCCCUUAAUCAAACAUUUAUUUUCUUGGCCGAAAUAGAAAAUAAUCAACUUGGUGAUGAUAGUUCAAUUUCGUAUAAUGGAGUAGAUUCUAUGGGUUUCAUAGGGAAAUAUAAAUUUGGGGAGUUAAUGUUAAGUAAUUUAGGAUAUUAUAGAACAAAUAUUACUAUUCAACCGAAUAAUUCAACGAACAUUAAAAAUUAUUGGAAUGGAACUUGGACUGGUAAAAAUGGAUGUAAUAGUUAUGAAGAUUUUUUAAAUAAUAAGUUAAAUAUUCAAGAAAGAGCAAUAAGAGAAGCUUUUCAUUUUAAUUUAGUUAAAAUUAAUCAAUAUUUUUCUUCUCCUUCUUUUAAUUUAUCUUUAUCAACUUUUUUAGAUAAAUCUUUUAAAUUUUCUUCAGGUUGUAAUUUUCAAUCAGAUGGUUUGAGCGUUUCUAAUGUUACUUUAGCUGGUAUUUUAGCCUCAUCUUAUUUGAUUGAACCUGAAAACGUUGGUCAAGCUUUAGUUAGUGGUAUGGCUCCUUGUGAUAACAAAACUACCAGUACUCCUACUAGUUUAACGAGGUAUUUGUUGGAUUUUGCAGGUUGUGAUUUUGCUCCAGAUGAUGUUAAUGAAGCUGUGACUUCUUUUAAUAAAACUCGAGUUGCUCAUUUAGUUAAGAGUCUCUCGUUAGAUGAAGAUGGUUGGGAAAAGUUUGAUAAUCAAUCAAUGGAUAUGGAAUAUACUAGAAAUGACUCUAAGGAUGAUAAUGUAGAUAAUUGGGAACCUGAUCGUUAUGAGGUCGAUCAUAUUAUUGCUCACAAAGUUGUAAAUGGCCGCGAUCUUUACCUGGUUAUGUGGAAAGGAUACUCGAAAGACACUUGGGAACCUGCUGAAAAUCUUGACGAUUGCCGUGAAAAAUUGGAUGAAUUUCAUAGGCUCUCCAAUGAGAUGAAAAUAACUGAUCAAUAUUGUUCACAAUAUGAAUUUGAUCCCGAAGAACGUGAUGUGUUUUUAAAUGCUCUCCAUGAUUCUAAUCAAUUGAAAGGUCGAAAAGAAGAAGAAUUAAAACGUCGUGAGGAAUGUGAUUUGUUCUAA